UUAGGCGGCUUUUCGGGGCCUGCAAGAGACAGCCGCGUAUCCCGUCUGACUUCAGGCGGCUGCCUCCCUCCCCGUUCUUGCAUUCCCCACCUGCCACACCCUAUCCGAUGCGGACUUGGGACCGAUCUCGCCGCAUUCUCCCCCUCCGCGUACCCGGGAGCUUUUUUUUUUUCCCCUUCUUCCCCCUUUUCGCUCAGCCGGCGGGGAAGUGAUUUCCUCUCCCGCCUGCCUGCAGCGCGCGUGACGCAGGCCGACUUGACAGGAGCAGAGCUCCCCGAGCCUUUUUAAGAGGCGGGAGCAUUUCUGCUUGAAAGCAACGGGAGCUGGGCAAAGAGGCUGUUUCCUUUCUCGGAAGUCGUCUGGCACGGGUUCGCUUACCGCAAUGAGUUGAAAAAAAUGGGAGCGAGAGGCGGCGGCGGGGAAGACGAUGACUACGGGAUGCUGCUUCAGAAGAGGCCGAAAGAUUGUCUGUUCUUCCUGGUUUGCCUGACAAAUUUCUGAAACCCAGAGAAGCCAAGAACAAUUGGCAACUUAACACCACCAGACACCUGAACAGCUACUAAUACUGUUACCAUGGAUGUGUUGGUGAACAGGUAUCGAGACUUCAUGAAGGGAGCAGACCCCCGGAUUGCUUCAUAUCCACUUAUGGAUUCUCCUUGGCCUCUGACCGCUAUCUUACUGGGUUAUGCCUAUUUUGUAUUAUCACUGGGGCCACGGCUCAUGGCCAACAGGAAACCUCUGAACCUUAAGAAGUUCAUGAUACUUUAUAAUUCUUUUUUGAUGGCACUAUCAGUUUACAUUGUUUAUGAGUUUUUAAUGUCAGGCUGGCUAACUGGUUAUACAUGGAGAUGUGACCCUGUUGAUACAUCCCAGGAUCCUACGGCUCUUCGGAUGGUGCGUGUGGCAUGGAUCUUCAUUUUCUCUAAAAUCAUUGAGCUGAUGGAUACAGUGAUCUUUAUCCUAAGAAAAAAGAAUGAACAAGUGACCUUUCUGCAUGUUUUCCACCAUUCAGUGCUACCCUGGAGCUGGUGGUGGGGUGUGAAAUUUGGUCCAGGAGGAAUGGGCUCCUUCCAUGCUAUGGUGAACUGUAUGGUACAUGUUGUGAUGUACUUCUAUUAUGCACUCUCAGCUGCAGGACCUGCUUUCCAAAAGUACCUCUGGUGGAAGAAGCACAUCACUGCCAUUCAACUGCUGCAGUUUGUGAUUGUCUCCAUCCACAUCUCCCAGUACUACUUCAUGCCUGACUGCAAAUAUCAGUUCCCAAUCUUCAUCCACCUCAUCUGGAUUUAUGGAGUUAUCUUCUUCAUUCUCUUCUCCAACUUCUGGUACCAGUCAUAUACCAAAGGCAAGCGUCUACCCAAGUUAAUGGCACAACCUCAGCAAAACGGCUUCCACGAGAAUGGUGCCAUUGCUAAUGGAAAAGUCAAAGCCAACUAGGGGUGGAUUCAAUUAGCCCCAUAUCUGGGCUUCUUAACCAGAUCAAGUGCCUACAGACUGUUAUCUUGCAGUUCCAAACCACCUUCCCAACUGCCCUGUUUCCCUCGUUGCCUCGCUUUCAUCUUUCCCCAAAGGAGACAGGCUGCCUGGGCUGUCGGUGCUGAAUCCAGCCCAAGGCCUCCAAAGUGCCUAUGUCUGCCCUGGGCUGGGCUCCCUUCAGAGCUGGACCAAAGCAGAACCCUGACAGAUGGGACACAUUUAUCCACUUAAUUCUACGUACACAAUGUGAUCUAGGUGGGGAUUUUUGUUCCUUUGCUCUCCCUACGUUUGUGUUGUCAUUUAUUAAUUCUGUUUAUUUACCGUUGGUAUUCUGCCAUUCCUAAUCCUUUCCUACUUGAAUGUAAGUAGUCCCUUUUUGCUGGGGGUGGGAAAUAAUUCCUCCUGGAGAUAAUUUUUCCUGCUCUGUGUGCAGAUGGGGUACUACUAGGCAAGUCUUACUGCCUUGGCUGUAUUCCUCUUUUGGCAUUGCUCCUCAGCUUUGGCUGCUUUGAUCCCAGGACCUUAGCAAUAACUCUGGACUUCAAUCUCCACAUGGCUUGAUGACUGCAAGCUCUUAUUGCACUGAGGCCCAGGGAAAAGAAAUAGGACCCUGUUGUCCAGCUUGUAUGCCAUUGCUCUGUGUGCCUUUUAAAACAUUAUUGAAUCUUUCCCGAAGAACAGAGGCUCCCUAUUAUCUAAAUUUGGGGAGGACUUCUCAAGAGGAGGUAUAUCCCUCCUGAAUUUUCCAUUUGUAUUCACAGAAAUAAAUGGAUAGAAAGAGAA
This is a messenger RNA of Thamnophis elegans (Western terrestrial garter snake), 2259 nucleotides long. RefSeq names its product ELOVL fatty acid elongase 1 (gene ELOVL1). Gene Ontology annotation, molecular function: fatty acid elongase activity. The coding region runs from base 574 to 1437 and encodes 287 amino acids. The record is from RefSeq and is a predicted model, not a curated record. Gene Ontology annotation, biological process: fatty acid elongation, polyunsaturated fatty acid; very long-chain fatty acid biosynthetic process; fatty acid elongation, monounsaturated fatty acid. The transcript is spliced from 9 exons. NCBI's taxonomy places the organism in Eukaryota, Metazoa, Chordata, Lepidosauria, Squamata, Natricidae. Gene Ontology annotation, cellular component: endoplasmic reticulum membrane; endoplasmic reticulum.